This is a messenger RNA of Alosa alosa (allis shad), 2694 nucleotides long. RefSeq names its product ankyrin repeat and BTB (POZ) domain containing 1 (gene abtb1). NCBI's taxonomy places the organism in Eukaryota, Metazoa, Chordata, Actinopteri, Clupeiformes, Clupeidae. Gene Ontology annotation, cellular component: cytoplasm; ubiquitin ligase complex. Gene Ontology annotation, molecular function: protein binding. The transcript is spliced from 13 exons. Bases 223 to 1653 code for a protein of 476 amino acids. The record is from RefSeq and is a predicted model, not a curated record.
CGAGGAAGAAACGAUGUGACGUCUAGAGAUAUCUCUGUCCCCUUGUUUACUUUCAGAGGAACGCUCUUGACCCAACUUUUUGACAGGUCCUCUGUAAUCAGUCUCGAGAGAGAGGUCGAUCGUCUGUGUUUUGUGAGCAGUUCGCCUCUUGCCCCUUAAUACAUCCCUGUCUAACGGACAGGCCGUUUCAAUGCAUUUCAGAGCCUUAAAUCCUCAAAGGAGAUGGACGCUGCCGAUUUGUUUACAAGCUGCAGGAAGGGCGACAUUUCUAGAGUGAGACACCUGGUUGAACAGAGAGAUGUGGAACUGAAUGUCAGAGACAAAUGGGACAGCACACCUCUGUAUUAUGCUUGUCUGUGUGGACACGAGGAGCUGGUGCAGUAUCUGUUGGCCAAUGGGGCUAAGUGUGAGGCCAACACGUUUGACGGAGAGAGAUGUCUGUAUGGAUCCCUGAGUGACCCCAUACGCCGCCUGCUGAAGGAGUACAAGCGCAUCACAGCAAAGGCCAUGCAACGGGACUAUUAUGACCACUUCCUGCACACGUUGUUGGAGCAGGGCCCCUUCAGUGACGUGGUGUUUCUGGUCCAUGGGGAGACAUUCCGAGCUCACCGCUGUGUGCUGGGUUCUCGAUCCGAGUACUUCACACACAUGUUCCAGACCAAGUGGAAGGGAAAGACUAUGAUCGCCCUCAAACACCCACUGAUAAACCCUGCUGCCUUUGCAGCCCUCUUGCAGUAUUUUUACACAGGUCGUUUGGACAUUGAUGUGAGCUAUGUGGAUGAUUUGAAGCGGCUGGCUAAGCAGUGUAAGAUGGGAGAUCUUAUCGAGGAACUGGAGGCAAAGUGCAAGCAGGUGUAUGACUUUGUUUCCUCUAAGCCAGGUACCUGUGUGAAGGUUUUGACUCUGGAUCCUCAUGGCUGUCAGCUCCAGGAUGACAUGGCCCAGCUGGCUGACUGUUCUCUGCCGGCUGAACUCAGGGUUGGAUUUGGUGAGCUUCCAUUUGAUAAAACCGACAACUUCCCAAGUUAUCCAGAUAUAUGCUUCCAAGUCGAAGGCUAUCACUUCCUGUGUCACAAACCUUUUUUCUGUGGCCGCAGUGACUAUUUUAAGGCCUUAUUGGAAGAUCAUUUCAGCGAGGGGGAGACGCUGCCUUCGGCCCCUCACAUCCCAGUCAUCACUUUGCACAACAUCUCCCAUGAACUCUUCACCAAAAUACUGUACUAUAUCUACAGCGAUGACACAGAGCUGUCCCAGGAGAACGUGUACGAGGUGCUGUGGGUGGCUGACAUGUACCUGCUGCCGGGCCUGAAGCGCCUGUGUGGGAAGAGCCUGGCGUCGCUGCUGAGCGAGGACAACGUGAUGCACGUGUGGAGGAGCGCGCGCCUCUUCAACCUCUCCCGCCUGGAGGACCUUUGCACGGAGUACAUGGCUAAGAUCAUCGAGAGGCUGGUCGAGCGUCCAGAGUUUGCUGAACUAAUCCAAGAGGACGCGGGGGCUGUGGAGGCUCGUCAGGAGACCGACUCCAUCCCACUGGUGGACGAGAUCCGCUUCCACAUCAGCAGCAACGUCCAGACAUACAGCGCCAUCGAGGAGGCCCAGCAGAAACUCACCGCCCUGGAACUCCUGCUUGUCAACAUUGGCCUUGAGUGCUGAGAGAGAGAGAGAGAGAGAGAGAAGGCUAGAAGUGGAGAGAGGUGUGGUGCAGAGUUGACACAGGUCUGACUGGGCUUGAAUGAAAUGUUUUCCGGAACAUUUUAGAUUGAGUGUGGCUCAUAGAGUCCACUGAUUAGUUAGUGGCAAGCAGGACAGGCAGGGAGGGAAGGGGUGUUCCCUCGCCAGCCCAAGGCUAAUAAAUGAUUAACAGAAUGUGAACACACAUGCUUUAUGAACUCAAAAACAACAAAAAAUAACCUGAUCUCUGAAGAGCAUUCACUUUAUAUCCACUGAUAUUAUGCAAGAUAUUUGCAUAUCAAAGUCAUAUGAAAUACACACACAGAUUGUAAAAGGUGAGGGGGAUAUAUUCCCCACAUGGACAAUAUGUUGGACAAUAAUACCAAGUAACUGGUGCUCAUUGGUUUACUUUAGUUUUUACUUAGGAAAGAUUUCUCCACGAAUAUUAGAUUAUUUUCUCUCGUUUUACAUAGAUUUUGUAAGUGCCGUAAAACACCAGCCAUCACCAACUCCUCUUGUAACAUCUGUGUUUUAUUUUAAAUGCUACUAAAAAAAUUUGCAAGGAGGUUAUAACAGCGUUAAGUAAUAGGCAGCUCCUACCUGGAAAGCAAAACUUUGAUUUGUUGACCUUUUAAGAGAUGUAUAUGAUACUGAAACGUACGUCAAUAUUAUUUUACAGUAACAUUCCUUAUGUAUCCUCUUCCAUACUCUUAACAUGACACACCUGCUUAGUCACGCUUGAGCUGAUCUCUGAGUGUUUGGUGAUGGACUAAUAUGACAUACAGGGUUAGGUGAGUGACAGGCAGGAGAAUAUCACAUCAUAACUUUUUUAUGAUGAGCAUAGCAGAUAUUCAAAUCUUGCCACAAUGUGUUUUUGGUCUGUAGUCACAAUCUAACAGGGUGCAGUGCUGCUUAAGAUUGUCAGCUACAUAUUUAUAUAAGUACUUUAUAAGUAUAAAGCUUCCAUAAAGCUAGCUGGACUCUGAUUUAACACAAGAAAUAAACAGAUGUAAAAUUGUUAAA